Messenger RNA from Alosa sapidissima (American shad), 1588 nucleotides. RefSeq names its product NPR2 like, GATOR1 complex subunit (gene nprl2). The transcript has 11 exons. Lineage: Eukaryota; Metazoa; Chordata; Actinopteri; Clupeiformes; Clupeidae. The coding region runs from base 50 to 1189 and encodes 379 amino acids. The record is from RefSeq and is a predicted model, not a curated record. Gene Ontology annotation, cellular component: GATOR1 complex; vacuolar membrane. Gene Ontology annotation, biological process: negative regulation of TORC1 signaling; cellular response to amino acid starvation; positive regulation of autophagy. Gene Ontology annotation, molecular function: GTPase activator activity.
CCGGAAGUUAAUGUCCUUGUUAUUAUUUUCUAGCAAUGUACAUUAAAACAUGGGUACAAAAAGUAGGAUCGAGUGCAUCUUCUUCAGUGAAUUUCAUCCUACUUUAGGACCGAAGAUUACAUACCAGGUCCCCGAGGAAUACAUUUCAAGAGAGCUUUUUGAUACUGUUCAGGUUUAUAUCAUAACUAAACCAGAACUGCAAAAUAAGCUCAUCACAGUCACUGCAAUGGGGAAGAAGCUGAUUGGUUGCCCUGUUUGUAUUGAGCACAAGAAGUACAGUCGCAAUGCUCUUCUCUUUAACCUGGGCUUGGUGUGUGAUGCUCAGACAAAGACUUGUGCCCUGGAACCUAUAGUGAAAAAGUUGUCAGGAUACCUCACUACCCUGGAGCUUGAGAGUGGUUUCAUAUCUAAUGAGGAGAGCAAGCAGAAACUGUUACCAAUUAUGUCCACGCUCCUGGAAGACCUCAAUGCCGAUGGCUCCUGCACUCUACCCAUUGAUGAAUCUAACACAAUCCAUCUUAAGCUAAUUGAGCUGAGGAAGGAUCCAGUCAUUGUGCAGGAGUAUGACGUGCCUGUAUUUACCCAAAACAAAGAUUAUUUUAUCAAGACCCAGUGGGAUCUUACUACUCAGCAGAUCUUGCCUUAUAUUGAUGGAUACAGACACAUCCAGAAGAUCUCAGCAGAAGCUGAUGUGGAGCUAAACCUGGUUCGGAUAGCAGUACAGAACCUUCUGUAUUAUGACGUUGUCACCUUAGUGUCAAUAUUUCAGUAUUCCAAUGUGUACUGCACCACCCCUAACGUCCAGACACUUAUUGAUGACAAGUCUCUUCAAGAGGAAUGCCUGGAUUAUGUCUGUAAAGCAGGACAGCGGGCUAGUCUGAGGGAUGUGUUUCUGUUGUAUUGUGGUCUGACUCCUGGAACCACAGUUCGAGACCUUUGCUCACGCUAUUCUCUGCAACUUCAAAGGGUCGAUGAAAGGAAACUGAUCCAAUUUGGGUUGACCAAGGGUCUGAUUCGCCGCCUGCAGAAGUACCCGGUGAAAGUCAUUAGGGAUGAGCGUAGUCGCCCUCCACGCCUCUACACUGGCUGCCAUAGCUACGAUGAGAUCUGCUGCAAAACUGGAAUGAGCUACAGGGAGCUGGAUGAGCGAUUGGAGAAUGAUCCAAACAUAAUAAUUUGCUGGAAAUGAGUACUGACGGGAUGUGUUCACCAAUGGGGCCUCUUUAUUGGUCUGAAAUGAAGUCUGAUAGCUCUCUCAGCUUUCAUACACAGUGAGCGUCAGCCGAGGACAUGAAUCUGUGUUUGGGUUCUACCAGCAUUGCUGCAGCAGGAUGGUGGGGAACUGCAAUUGAAUGGCACAGAAUGUGGCACUGGUCCUCGCACACUAACUGUUUUAUACUGACAAUUUUAUGUGACCAGGACGGUUAAGAGUGGUCCAUUAAAGAUUCAUGUUUGUGCAUGACAAACCCCCGACACAAAGCAUAUUGUCCUGGAAACUUUGAACUCACCUACAACAUUGCAGCAGGCUUUUUCUGUGUUGUUGCCCACUGUUUAAUUAAACUGUUAAUUAAAGUGAGGAUAUUAAUAA